GGGCGGGGCUUCGGCGAUAUGGAUCGCUCUCCCGGCGCCUUGGAAGAGCCGGCGGAUGGGACCCGGCAGCAGGAACGACACUAUCAGCUUCUGUCGGCGCUGCAGAGCCUGGUCAAGGAAUUGCCCAGCUCCUUCCAGCAGCGCCUGUCCUACACGACGCUCAGCGACCUGGCCUUGGCGCUCCUCGACGGCACCGUGUUCGAAAUCGUGCAGGGGCUGCUGGAGAUCCAGCACCUCACCGAGAAGAGCUUGUACAACCAGCGGCUGCGGCUGCAGAACGACCACCGAGUGCUCAGACAGGCAUUGCGGCAGAAGCACGAAGAGGCCCAGCAGACCUGCCGGCCCCACAACCUGCCCGUGCUCCAGGCGGCCCAGCAGCGAGAGCUGGAGGUGAGGGGUGGCUGGAGGCCAGGGAGCCCCCAAGUGCAUGGGUCUUUCCUGUGGGGCCAGCAUUCAGGUCUCCAUGGAGGAACGGGGUGGAGCCCUCUCUGUGGUUUCCCCAAUCCCUUCCACCUGCUCCCCAAGGCAUUGUUCCUGGGGCCUGGGGCCUUACCCAGAGCAGGCAUUGAGGUGGGGCAUCAUGUGGCAGGUCCCACCCUCUCCCAUGCACAUCCCAGGUCCAAGGAAAAUGGGGGUGACAGGGCUGCCCAUCUCCACUUCUAUCUCCCUCUGAUCGGUAAACCUGGCUCCUGCUAUUGGGGACUAGCACGGAUUGGACCAGGGGUAGAUGGGGGAAGGGGAGGUGGUAGCAGGCAAGUGGCCCCGAGAGACGUGUGAGGUAGCAGGGCAGCUGCAGCCAGGGGUGUGGGAGCCCUAAGGCAGAGACCCAGUCCAGAGGUCCCCCGCCAUGGACUGUCAACACCAGGACACUGGCUGCAGCUCGCAGAAGGCAGGGGAGAACAUGGAGAGGGCUGGCUGCUGUACAGUCCCUGGCCUGGGUUCAGGGUGGCCAAGAAGCAGGGCAGUGGUUGAGGGGUGAUCUCCUGGCCGGUGCAGUGGUGAGACCAGGGACCUGGGGAAGCCAGUGGC
Messenger RNA from Echinops telfairi (small Madagascar hedgehog), 1029 nucleotides. RefSeq names its product DiGeorge syndrome critical region gene 6 like (gene DGCR6L). The record is from RefSeq and is a predicted model, not a curated record. Bases 19 to 777 code for a protein of 252 amino acids. The transcript has 3 exons. NCBI's taxonomy places the organism in Eukaryota, Metazoa, Chordata, Mammalia, Afrosoricida, Tenrecidae.